Molecule: messenger RNA, 647 nt
Organism: Dromaius novaehollandiae (emu)
Lineage: Eukaryota; Metazoa; Chordata; Aves; Casuariiformes; Dromaiidae
Product: avidin-like
Exons: 4
Coding region: 126-575 (149 amino acids)
Molecular function (GO): biotin binding
Source: RefSeq, a predicted model, not a curated record
CGCCUGCGCAGAGCUGGCACCGGGAGCCCCGGCAGCAAUAAAAAGGAGGGGGAGCCGGCACCUGGACAGAGACCUGCGAGGAGCACAUCCCGGGCAUCAGCCAGCACCUCCCAGCCGCAGAGACCAUGCAGGUGGCUGCCAUCCUCCUGCUGCUCGCCCUGGCGCUGGCGACUCCCAGCUCCUCUGCUGAGCAGACGUGUGUCCUGACAGGACUUUGGUUCAAUGACCUGGGCUCCAAUAUGACCAUCAAUUCUGUGAACAAAGCAGGCGAGUUCUCCGGCACGUACCACACGGCAGUGAAAGCCACCAGCAACGAAAUCAAGAUUUCUCCACUACAGGGAUCCCAGCACCGUGAGAACAACAGCAACCAGCCCACCUUCGGAUUCACCGUCAACUGGAGUUUCUCAGACGCCACCAGCGUCUUCGUGGGCCAGUGCUUCGUGGACAAGCACGGGGAGGAAAUUUUGAAGACCGUGUGGCUCCUGCGAGAGCAGGUCGGCAGCCUCGGCGACGACUGGGAAGCCACCAGAGUCGGCGUCAACGUCUUCACCCGCCAACCGGUGCGCAGGGAGUGAGGAGCCGCGGGCGGCGCUGCCCCCCCGCCGCCGCCGAAGCCCCCCUACGCCGCCGGAGCCCCCCCCCCGCCC